Messenger RNA from Trichoderma asperellum CBS 433.97, 1272 nucleotides. Lineage: Eukaryota; Fungi; Ascomycota; Sordariomycetes; Hypocreales; Hypocreaceae. The record is from RefSeq and is a predicted model, not a curated record.
AUGAGUCAGAGUUAUAACUGGCCGAAUGACGAUGAGACCGACUCUCAGAGCCCUAAUAGUCCGAGUUCUAGCGAGGAGUCUCAGCCUGCGACCACGGCGGUAAGGAGCCGUCUGAGACCUGCAGGGAAACACCCUGCGUCUCUGCCAUCUGCCGACCAAGUUUCAGACACAUCGGACGAAGAAGACCGAACGAUAUCAUAUAAUAUCCAGUGGAAACUAUCCAUUAAUCAUAGAAAGCGGGGAGGCUGCUCCGAGUUAGGUGUAGUAACACCGAUACGGAUCUUUUGGCGGGAUGUCUUAGAAGCAAAGUUAGACAAAGCCGUGAAGAAGCUGAAGAAGUCUUGCGAGGCAAGCAGCACAGAAAUUGUGCUGUCCACUACUCAUCAUGGAACCCAUCCCAUCACGUUAAGCUUUGACGAGCUAGAUAUUGAUUGGCAAUCCGUUGACAGACAGCGCAAGGAAUGGACUAAGUUGCCAACCUCACGCAAGAAGCGCAGCGUUGUUACCAUUUCUGUUACAUUUGAGUACACAUUUGUUGACACUGAUAAGAACCCCAGCGCGGCCGCCUCAGCCGCUCAGCUACAUAAUAUACGAGCCCGAUAUGGUGAUGGAACUAGUAUGACCCGGUCGGUGGCUGUCGGGAAGUCAUACGCUCUGAUGAGAUGCUCUGGUCCGCCAUGCAAAAACGGCGACCACUGCUGGCAGUAUGAAGGCAGACACAUUCGGCUCUUUCCCCACCAUAUAGACAUCCUGGUUGAUCACUUACAUGCAGGGAGGACUUUAAAUGGACAUCACGAUGUGCCAGAAACCUUUCGUAGAUUAGUUCUAGCUGACGAACGACAGCAGAAAGAGCGGGAAGAGAAGCAGCGUGAAAAGGAUCAACAACGCAAGCGAAACCGACAGGGCUCAGAUGGCGUAUCUACCAGCCUUUGUCAUCCGCAUCAGUGUUCGUAUGGCGGUCGUUCAACUCCCGAAGUGGUCUUCCCCGCCUCUCCGCUUCUAUCUCUCGGUGAACCAAGGCGAGACCUGCUCAAGGCGUACGACGUAUGGCAGAUAUAUCAAGCAAGUGAUGACGAAGAGUCUUAUCUGUGCAUCCAGCAUUUAAAUCUGGAGCGAAAAUAUGACCUCGAAAUGAUUGUGAGCAACCAGCAAAGGGUAUUCCAAUAUUACUUGGAUAACGACGUGCCAGAGGGUGUUGCGUGGCAUUACGUUAGUGAUAUCAAGGCGUUUUACAAAUUACGGAGGGAGGAACAUGCCAAGAACGCGCCGUAG